This is a messenger RNA of Pangasianodon hypophthalmus (striped catfish), 1845 nucleotides long. It is a transcript of the gene rassf6, whose product is annotated as Ras association domain family member 6. The coding region runs from base 232 to 1284 and encodes 350 amino acids. Gene Ontology annotation, biological process: signal transduction. The transcript is spliced from 12 exons. Lineage: Eukaryota; Metazoa; Chordata; Actinopteri; Siluriformes; Pangasiidae. The record is from RefSeq and is a predicted model, not a curated record.
AGCAAUGUCACUUGGUGACUUGGCAAGCUGCUCAUCACAUACAGCAAUACAAGAUGAAUGAUGGACACAAUACAAGAUUCCACAGCAGAUUGAAAUGGUAGCUGCUGUAGGAUACGCUGACUUUUUUGCAAGAUGCACAGGGACAGGGCUGGAACUAGACUAUCGUAGAGAUAUGGCACCCAUUCCAGCGUGAGUCUGCUGACACUGGAUCUGAGCCGGCGACAGAACUGUAUGGUUUCAGAAAUGUCUACAGCUCAGCCACGCAUGCUCGUCCACAUCGGGGAUGGAAGAACUUUUUCAAGGACAAGAUUUCUGUCUUUACUAAACACCUACAACUGCUUUUUGAAGGACAAGACUCAUCUGCAGCUCACUGUCAAUGAGAACACUGCUGGUCAGGUGACCCUCGAGGGAUUCCUGGUCGUCUCUUGGGGCAUGAAGAGACCAAUCCGCCUCAAAAUCCAAGAUGAGAAACAGAUGGUGGCGUGGAACCACUCCAAGUCUCAGGCAUAUUCUCCAGACGCCAUCAGCCCACUUGGAAAUAAGAGGGGUAUGACCCGAUGGGGAGAAUUCGACAAUCUCAAUCACAUUGAUGAACUAGAAGAACCUUUUCAAGAUGGUUCAGAGACGCUCGACAGCUGUGCUGCAGACUACAGGCAGUAUGAGAGCCAGACACUGAGGGUGGGCCGAAACGAACCCAUCACAGUGAGGUCCAUCCUGUUCCGCACCAUGAGUGACGCCUCUCUGGUGAAGAAGAGAGUGAAGACCAAGGGGGCAGAGGAGAGACAGAGUAACAGACAGCAUCGCUUCUCCAUUAACGGCCAUUUCUAUAAUUAUAAGACAUCGAUAUUUACCCCAUCCUAUGGGACAGCAACAAUCGUCUGCGCAAACAGCACAAUGAGGACACAAGAGGUCAUCUGGCAGCUCCUACAUAAAUUUAAGAUAGAAAAUGAUCCCAGUGAAUUUGCCUUGUAUUGCAUUCAUCAGAGUGGAGAAAAGAAAAAGCUGGGCAGCUCAGACCUUCCACUUUGGGAGCGUUUUCUUCAAGGGCCAUCUGAAGACAUCAUGAGAAUCUUUCUCAUGGACACUGAUGAGCAGGAAGUUAGCAUGGACGUAGCACAGUAUGUGAAUUUAGAGCUGCCUAUUCUCCAACGAGUCCUGCGGAAGCUACACGAGGAGGAGAACAAAGAGAUACAGCGUGUCGUCAACAAGUACAGGCACGAACACAGUCUCCUAACACAAUGCCUGAACUCAAAGAUGACACCAAAGACAGAGACGACAGUGUGAAAGAAAGAGUCCUGGAAGACUAAAAGCCUGGAAGUGGUUUUUUCCCCAUUCAGUUCCACAAGCAGAUUUAUAUAUGUUUUAUAAUAAGGGUUAUUAUAAAAUGUAAAUGAACUGUCUAGCUUUAUGUAAUUGUACUAUAUAUUUUAAUAAUGCAUCUGUCUUACUGUAAUUUAAAAUCUCCAGGUUCAAUUAUAAAUAUUAUUAAUAGACAUUAUUCUAAAGGAGCAGUAACCAGGGAUAAUAGGAGGAAAAAAAAGUCAGAGGCUACUGUAAAAACAGUGUCGUGGCAGUAAAUGAACAAUGAGGCUCCAGCUGGUGUGUUAGUCCAGGGCUUUGGCAGUCGUGGCCUCAGUCUGCUGCUCUGAGUAAAUGCUGAACACAGUCGUUCUUCCACAGAAGUUCCAUAUUAUUCCCAUCACUAUCCAAAUCCAACUUUCCAGCUGAAUGUUAUGUAUUUAUUAUCAUGUACAUUUAUGGUUGUGUGCAAAGGCUUGUAUUUCUCAUGGUUUCUGAUUGAGAAAAUAAAGAAGAAAUGUACUUCUACAACAACAACAACAACAA